UCCCCUGACCCUCCCCACCACAUUUUUGAGGCGCCGCGUCACUUGAUAUGUAUAUAUAUAUAUAUACGUAUAUAAUGCGACAUCAACUGAUCCGAAUGCUAGGAAGGAUUAUUCAUCGCAUAUAGUCUGGUCUUCUGGCUUUGUUUUCUGCGUCUGCAUAAUUUAAUUUCUCAUCCCCGAUCAAUCUCCACUGUACCAUCUGUAUAAAUAGUUACACAAUGACGAUGAGCUCAAUGUCGAUGCUGAAUCCAAAGCCGCCACCUUUACGGCGCCUUCCUACCAGUGCCAGUGGUGGGCUUGACAUGCAACUCCUCAUCCAUCAGCGGCCGCAGCGGUUAGACAAUGUUGUGGUGGUCAUGGGAGCUACCGGCACCGGCAAAUCAAGACUCUCCAUCGACCUCGCCACCCGUUUCCCUGCUGAAAUUGUGAACUCCGACAAAAUGCAAGUAUACAGAGGGCUUGACAUUGUCACCAAUAAAAUCACUGAUGACGAGCGUCGCGGGGUCCCGCACCACCUGCUAGGAGUGAUCGAUCCUAAUGCGGAUUUUACUGCUACAAGUUUCUGCAGCAAGGCUUCGGCCGUCACCAAAUCUAUAGUCGGCCGGGGCAAGCUUCCAAUCAUCGUGGGGGGCUCCAAUUCUUUUGUGGAGACCCUGAUCGAAGGUGGUGAGGGCCGGUCGAGAUACAAUUGUUGCUUUCUCUGGGUGGACGUGUCAUUGCCCGUGCUACAUUCCUUCGUAUCCGAGCGAGUGGAUCGGAUGGUUGAGAAAGGAAUGGUGGAUGAGAUAAGGGAAAUUUUCAACCCGGAUAGUUGCGAUUACUCGAGAGGCAUUAAAAGAUCAAUUGGGGUGGCUGAAUUCGAUCGGUACUUUCGAGCUAAACCAUUUUGCGAGGCCAGGCUGCGAGAGGAAGCCAUAAAUCAGACCAAGGCUAACACGUGCAAACUGGCCUGUCGCCAACUGGAUAAAAUCAUUCGACUGAGAAAUGUGAAGGGAUGGAAAAUCCACCGGCUAGAUGCUACCGCAGCGUUCAGAAAACGUGGCGAAGAAGCGGAUAAAGAGUGGGAGAAUCUUGUGGUGGGUCCCAGCACGAAAAUCGUCUCUAGAUUCCUGUACAACCAUGCCACCGUCACAAGUGCGCAGGUGAGGUUGGGGGUGGGGAAGGCGGUGCCGGUGGCAGCUGCUGCAACUCACCAGAGAACGAGUUGCACUGUUAUUAACUUAUAAUCAUGCGGUGCCGGUGGCAACUAUGCUACAUGAUGCAGCAAAGUUUUGGCGAUGUUGAUGUCUGCUGAAUUAAGUAGUAGCCGCAGUAGUAGUAGUAGCCAUUUUCGUCUAGUGACCACACCUGACAGUUUGAGUGUUGACACUGCACUGCACUAGUAGUAGUAGUAUGAUAUCAUCGUCUUUUCGGUUUAGGUCACAUCUGUACACUACAGGAUUUAUCAUCUUGCCCCUGUAAUACACUAAUACUUUGCAGUAGCGUCAAAUAAUCGAGCCCUGCUGUCCACCUCUCUGCCCAUUGACUGGGCUGUAAUAUGAGAUCGCUUGUUCUCUAUGGUUGUGUGAUGAAGAGGAGAAAAUA
Coffea arabica (coffee) is the source of this 1584-nucleotide messenger RNA. RefSeq names its product adenylate isopentenyltransferase 3, chloroplastic-like. Gene Ontology annotation, molecular function: tRNA dimethylallyltransferase activity. NCBI's taxonomy places the organism in Eukaryota, Viridiplantae, Streptophyta, Magnoliopsida, Gentianales, Rubiaceae. Gene Ontology annotation, biological process: tRNA modification; cytokinin biosynthetic process. Gene Ontology annotation, cellular component: mitochondrion. The record is from RefSeq and is a predicted model, not a curated record.